Molecule: messenger RNA, 1242 nt
Organism: Venustampulla echinocandica
Lineage: Eukaryota; Fungi; Ascomycota; Leotiomycetes; Helotiales; Pleuroascaceae
Product: S-adenosyl-L-methionine-dependent methyltransferase
Exons: 4
Coding region: 1-1242 (413 amino acids)
Molecular function (GO): O-methyltransferase activity
Source: RefSeq, a predicted model, not a curated record
AUGUCAUCUCCCACUCCCAAUGUUGCCGAGAAGCUCGAAUCGGUGGCGGCCAUCCUAAACGAUGCUGCCAAGGGCCUCCGAGCUGGGGCCAAAGCAACCCCAGAGCAGCAUGCCGUACUCAUCGAGGCUCUCAAAAGCACUGUCGAGCUCGUCAAUGAGCCCCGCGACGAUAUCUCCGAUGUCAUGACGGCUUUCGCCCAGGGCACUAUCAUCCGGCUUUUUAUCAAGUGGCAGGUCUUCGCCAACAUUCCCCUCGAUGGGGCCAUCCCAUACAAAGAUCUCGCCGUCAAGGUGGCCGGCGAUGUCGCCCUCAUUAGUGAGAAUAUUCCGAGAUCCCAACAGGCCCGCCUCUGUUGGGUACUGGUCUCGACGGGAGUUCUACGCCAGGAAGGCUCAGACCAAAUUGCGCACACAAUCAGAUCAAGGGCCUAUGGCCACCGCAAUCCGCUCCAAGCCAUGAUGCAGAUGGGGUUUGACGAGUAUCUACCACCACUCCUCGCUCUACCACGGUACUACGAGACCUACGGCAUCAAAGAGCCGACCGAGAAACUGUACACGGUCAAGGCUUUCGCCGAGGGCAAGCCGGGCCAGUCCGUGGCCGACAUCACCCUAGCAGACCCUGAACGGGUCGCCACUUUCGUGCUGGCCAUGGACUCGAUGGAGAACAUGUAUCCGCACGACGGGAUGUACAACUACAGCUGGGUGGCGGCACGCGCGGGCGAGUCGCCGGACCGGGCGCUGAUUGUCGACGUCGGCGGCGCCCAGGGCAACGCCCUUCAGGCGAUGUGCAAGAGCACCCCAGGGUUGCCCAUGAGCCGCUGCGUGCUGCAGGACCUGCCGGAGGUGAUUGAGACGGUGAAGAAGAUUGGCGAUGAAGGGAUCAAGGGCGCCAGGUUGAUGAGCAUGGAUUUCCACAACGAACAGCCGGUCAAAGGUGCCCUCGUCUACCACAUCCGGCGGUGUCUCCACGAUUUUGGGGAUGACGAGAGCGUGCAAAUCCUGCAACACCUGUCCGAUGCCAUGGCGCCGGACAGCCGGGUGCUGAUUGGGGAAGCAGUCAUGGACAACCCGCCGGCGCGCUCCGUGGCGCUGGUGGACUUCUUGCUGUCGACGGUCGGAGGCAAGGAGAGGACGGUCGAUGGCUUCCGCGAGAUCGCCAGCCGCGCGGGGCUGAAGGUACGGGCUGUUCACCAGGGUAAGCAGCGGGGCAUGUCGAUUGUCGAGUGUGAAAAGGAGAUAUAG